Gigantopelta aegis is the source of this 577-nucleotide messenger RNA. Its product is annotated as acanthoscurrin-1-like. Lineage: Eukaryota; Metazoa; Mollusca; Gastropoda; Neomphalida; Peltospiridae. The record is from RefSeq and is a predicted model, not a curated record. The transcript has 5 exons. The coding region runs from base 34 to 468 and encodes 144 amino acids.
AUAAGGAAACUCGUGCUUGAUUGAUGGAUAUUUAUGAGACGGAAGCGUACCAGCAUACGCAAUUUUAGCGGACAUAAUGUUUGUUUAAAACUGUAUAAAUACAAGCGUUUUCUACACAUCUUUACGUUGGGUAUCCAAUCACACAGAAGACUUUGCAAGCUAUCUAGGUUCCAAGACGACAACAAAAUGUCUGGGCUGCUCAUCCUCUGUUUGUGCGCAUGCGUGGUUAUGUCGUCCGCGAUCAUCAACCCCUACAGCUACGGUUAUGGGCAAUCCGGAUACCCAACUUGGCCUGGCCAAGGUGGAUUCAUCAAAGGAGGUGGAAUGAUCGGAGGAGGUGGAAUGAUCGGAGGAGGUGGAAUGAUCGGAGGAGGACGCAUGCGUUACAGACGAUCUAUCGGAAUGCCAAUCUACGGGUAUCCAACAUAUGGAACCUAUGGUGGAUACAAAGGAUCAUAUUAUUACUAAACAGCUUUUGGUGUCGACAUCUUAUGGCGGAAGUCUGCAAAUGUGUGAGAAUAACCGAUCAUGUCCAACAAUUCAGACCUUAAAUUAUUUAAUAAACUCGUAAAACUAA